This is a messenger RNA of Acanthamoeba castellanii str. Neff, 4230 nucleotides long. RefSeq lists its product as uncharacterized. Lineage: Eukaryota; Discosea; Longamoebia; Acanthamoebidae. The record is from RefSeq and is a predicted model, not a curated record. The transcript has a single exon. Bases 1 to 4230 code for a protein of 1409 amino acids.
AUGCACGACGGUGAUGUGCCCCGUGACGUCGCCGCCGCCUGCGGCAUCGUGCAGUGCCUACACGAGGGCUGCCGCAAGUGGUUUCGCGGAGCUGCAGGACUUGCCUCUCAUAGGGGCAAGGCCCGUCACGCCCCGCCACCAGCCCCCCGCGCCGCCCUCGCCGUCGCCGCCGUACCCCGCGCGGAUUCUCGCGGUAGGACCCCAGCCCCGACCCCUUCGAUAGCCCCGCCCAACGCCGGUCCUCCGCCGCGAGCUGCGCCACGCGCCGCCCCCAGCCCACUGCCGUACCCGCCUGCGCUCCUACACCCGCCCCCUUCUGCCUCUCCUCCCACCUCCAGCGUGACGUCCCCGUGCUCCCCGCCCACGACCCCGCCAUCGCAGCCUUCGCCCGACCUGUUUUCGGGUUUCGCGAACGCGCCUACCACGCCAUCACCGCCCUCCACGCUGACUUCGUCGCCAGCAGGCUCGCCCAUCCCGGCUGCCAGACGCUUCGUCCUGCCUGUGGCCACGCCCUACCCGGCCCCCGCGCCGCGUGCUAACAGGCCCAAGCUGUCGCCAGUCGCGCGUCCCUUCGUCCCUAAGGCGCGAGCCGGAGCGAUACCUGAGGCGUCCUCACCUGUGACGCCUCAGGACCACGCCGUCUCACGCCGCGAAGACGCCGCCGCCGCCCCUUCGUCCGCGCCGGGCCUCGGCCUAGCAGACGAACACGAGGACGAUGACACGUACGGCGGUGACACAAUCGCGCUCACUGCCCCCCACGCGCCCCGUGAGACCCGCGCCCCCUUCGAGUUCGAGGCGUGUUUCCUCGAGGAGGAAGCCCCAGCCACCGCCGGCGACCUCCCGCCUUACGCGCGCGCCUUCCUCGCUUGCCCGUCAGCCCGUCUUCAGGAGAUCCCGCGCCGCCUCAAGUCCGCGUGGCAGGCCGCCGCCAAGACCAUCGCGGAAGCCGCGCUGGAUUGCCACACCGCGGGCGACACGCAGGGCUACAACGCCCACUUGCGGCUCUUCAUCGAGCUGCCGGCCCGCGGGCUGGCAGUGCCCACCAACUGUCGAGGCGCCGCCCGCACCAAGCUUCAACGAGAGCGCCUGCUCGACAUCGCCGCCGGAAGGAUCCCGGCCAUCCCGGACCCGCCAUGCGACACCCCGGACGCCGACGACGCCCUACGCGGUUUCCCCGUAUCGGGGACGACAGCCGGCGACGUCAGCAACGACAACGACAACGACAGCGGAGGUGUGCACGAUCGGCCCGCGGCCACCGCCAGCGCCCGGCAAGCCAAACGACUAGUGGAGCAAGGGCUUUCCUCCCGAGCUCUCCGUGCCCUUGAACGGGGCGAGCCCGCGGUCGCUUCGGCAGACACCCUCGGGCGUCUCGAGGCGCUCCACCCGCCUAACCCCACCGACAGAGGACUAUGGCCCGGCGCCCCGAAGGCCGCGAUCCCGCGGGUCACCGCCAAGCACCUGGCCCAAGUGGCCAAAGAGCUCCCGCGCGGUAGUGCGCCGGGUCCCUCGGGCUGGACGUUCGAGCUCGUGCAGGCGGCCAUUGACCGCCAACCCACGGGCACGGUCGCCGCGUUCCUCAUCGACAUGGCGCAGAGAGCCCUCCGGGGCACCCUACACUGGCGGGGAUUGCUCACCGCCAGCCGCCUCGUCGCGCUGAAGAAGCCCGACGGCGGUGUGCGACCCAUCGCCGUAGGCGAGGCCCUCUAUCGCGUCAUCGGCCGCCUUGUUCUCAAGGCCGACAGGGUGAUGUCGAGCGCCGACGCCACGCAAUAUGUCGGGCGGCACCAGUAUGGCGUGGCCUACCCCGGUGGGGUUGAGGCCCCGGUCCACGCCGUCCGCGAACUGCACGACAGCGGCCAGCUCCGAGCGGUCGUCUCGCUCGACUGGCGUAACGCGUUCAACUCGCUCGACCGCGUGCACACGGCCCUGCUCAUCGCCGACCGCGCACCCGCUCUCGCGCGACUCUACGAGUGGUCCUACCGUGAGGACUCAGUCCUCGUGCUGCCGCGCGCGUUCGAAAAGGCGGGGCUGCCGGCCUCCCUGCUCUCCCAGGCCGGCGUGCGCCAGGGCGACGUCCUGGGACCCCUCUUCUUCGCCAUCGGCGCUGCCCCGGUCCUCGACGAGAUCGACGCCAUACCGUACGUGACGCCGCGAGCGUACCUCGACGACAUCUUCGUCACGAUACCCCACGGUGUCACGGACGCCGCGACCAAGGCCGCCGUCGCUGCCACCUUCGCUACGGCGGAACGCGAAGGCGCGGCCGCUGGCUUGCGGCUCAACCGCUGCAAGUCGGCGGUGUGGGCCGCGGACGCAGAAGCCCUCCUUCCCCCCCACGCCGCUGGCGCGCGGGAGGACGUCGAGAGCUGCGCACCAGUGCGCGAGGGCCUCAAAAUCCUCGGCGCGCCCGUGGGCUCGCCCGCCUUCGUCGCCAAGUCGCUCGACGGCAUCAUCAAGCGCGCCAUCGGCACACUCGACCUCGUCGCUGACGCCGAGCUACCGCUGCAGCACAAGCUGGUGCUGCUACGGCAGUGCGUGGCCCAGAUACCCACGUUCUGGGCCCGCGCCGUGCCCGACGCAGGCCCGGCCCUCGCCGUCUGGGAUACAGCGCUCCUCAGGCGCACGGGCGCGCUGGUCGGACUUGACGUGCGGGACGGGUCCCUGCAAGCCGACAUCGCGCGCCUGCCUGUCCGCCUGGGCGGUCUCGGCCUCCGUUCAAUGAAGGACACGGCGCCCCGGGCCUUCGUGGCCUCGAUCCUGUUCGCCGCCGCGCUCGCCAACACGCGCCGAUCCGAGCUCACGUGCAGCGCCAGUACGGCCCGACGCCUCAGAGCCGCCCUGCCCGAGCUGGCACGCACCGACGCGUGCAACGACGAAGCCGCCUGGCGGCGGUCCAUCGCCAGGGGAGUCUUCCCCGACGUGGACAAGCUGGGCACCACACAACUGCAGCGCGUCCUCCAGGGGAUGGCGGACUCCAAGUCCGCCCAUCGGACCCGCCGCCAAGUGCCCUUCCUCUUCGCCGCCGUGUUCGAGGACGCCGCCACGCCGGGAUCCGGUGCCUGGCUGGCCGCCAUACCCUCCGACCCGACCCUCGUCUUGCCAGACGCCGAACUGGCCGAAGCCGUGCGCAUUAAGUUGCUCACGACGACGGCCAAUGCGGCCGGCGUCUGUCCGGCAUGCCACAAGACCGGCAUCGACCCGUCCCACGCGUACACGUGCGUUUCGCUAUCCCAUUUGCGCACAGCACGCCACGACGUGGUCGUUCGCCGAGUCGAGCUCGCCUGCAAGACCGAGAAGCCGGUCCGCGAACACGUGCUCGCCAUCCCCCCCGUCGCGCCCACCGACAACAACAACAACGGCGACGAGGACGGCAGCCCAGUCACCACCGCCGACGACAACGCAGACGGCCACGCGGUCGCGACCAAACGUCGCCCCGAGACCCGCGCUUCAGCCAGAGCCGCCGCCGCCGCCGCCACCGCCGCCGCCGCCGCCGCAAUCAUCAACGACAACAGCCUCCUGAGCGACGACGACGACGACGACGACCAUGACGACAACUGCCACGGAGAGGAAAGAGGAGAGGGAGAAAGGAACGUCACGUGCCCCGGCCACUACACCGCCACACCCUUCGCCGCGGACGACACGCUCGACAACAGCGACGAGGACAACGAGGACAACGCUCACGAAGACGAUGACGAAGACGGUAAAGAUGACAACGACGACGACGUCUACAACAACUGCAACAGCAGCAGCAGCGACGGGGAUGAAGGCGGUGACGACCUGGACUACGAGUACAGUGACCAGAGCGUCACUCGAAGCGUCGACGCCGCGACGGGAGAGAGCCCCAACCCCGAGCGCCCUACCACGCCCACCCGCGCACUACUACGCGCGGACCUGUGGCUACCCGCCACCUCCACCGCGGUGGACGUGAUGGUCGCGGCCGCCUGCCGUCGGUCACGCGCCAAGGCCUUCGACCGAGCCGUCAGCCGCAAGGCCGCGAAAUACGGCCCUGCGGUAGCCGACGGCUCGAUCGCCAAGGUGGUGCCGUUCGUCGUGUCGCCCUUCGGCGUACUCUCGAGGCCGGCCAAGGCCUUCCUCAAGCGCGCCAUGGGCGACACGACGGCGGCCAAACAGGCCAAGGCGCGUCUGCGCCUCGCUGUGGCCGCCGUUCGAGGCACGGCCCGCCUCUCCUACGCCUGGGGCGCCUGCGCCGCCCUCAUCGUCGGCGGCAACUAA